UCCCUUGUAACUACAUGUGGCCUAGUUCGCUGCAGCUACGGUCGCGCGAAUCUCCAGAUUCCGGCGCUGUAGGCCGGUUCAUACUAUGCAGCUUCGAGAAAUUUUGAGUCUUCUGAAGACCCCGUUCCGGUAUUGCAGUUCAUCACCAAGUCAUUGGAGUGCCCCAUGUAAGAAAGUUGCGAGGAAAGGUAAUCCUCGAUACAUCGGGCGCGUCGGAUCGUCAAUUCCAUGUCCAGAAGGGCAGGUCCAUACAGCAAGCAUAUGGACAUCUGCUACCAAGAUAAUAGAGUAUCAAGUCAAGUAUUCAGUGGAUGAGCAGAAUCAGAUAUUGGAGAAGAUUAACCAAGGCAAUGAGGGUGAAUUGGCUCAAUAUUCAGUAUCCAAGGGACGGGCAAAGAAUAUUCUCCGUUACCGAAAGAAGCAUGGAAUCCUUCAGAGCAUUGAUGAAAUCCUCGAGGUGGAAGGAUUUGGUGUUCGGGUCAUGGAGAGAUUCUUUGAGAGCAUCUUAAAGCGAGAUAUUUCUGCAGAAGGAGAGAAUCAUCUUCAGUUCUGCUCUCCUAGGCUUGGUCAGGAUGAGAUCAAGGACAUGAAGUCAAUAGUGGGACUGCAGGUGACAGUGGGGCAGAUGAGUUGGGCCCAUAUUCACCUGGAUGAAGCAGAUGAAAGCAAUCGGUGCCUAUUGUCCUGGGACACAUUUCCUCUCCUAGUGCCUGGCAAGAAAACAAGUAACAUUGAUAUGCUCAAACUUGUGAUAGAAGGAAUUAGGAAGUUACCACAGGCCCAGGUGUAUGUGAUGGAAGAGAGACCAAUGCGUGGGAUCCAGCCAGCAUAUUUUCCCUUCCACCUUCAACUUAACCAACUGCAUGCAUUCCUCUUUGCCUUGCUCAAUAAGAACAUAGAGCAUCGAGGUGCACCAUCCCUGGUCUAUAUGAAACCAGUCCAUGUGUCAAAACUGUUUAACCUGCAAGUGGGCAAAGAGAGGGUUUCUGGGCAGUCCCUUUUAGAAGAUAUUGUUUCGAAGACAUGCACCUCUGCACAAACCCAGAUUGACCUUCUGCCACAUCUCUGGGACGAGUACAAGAUACGGGAACCAACUGAGAAAGAGCUGCUCUGCAUGUCAUUGUUUAAUGGUCACACUGUUGUUAGUGGUGUUAUUGAUCUGACCCAUGUUCAUCCCAACCAGGAAAGUGGGAGUGCUCUUCCCGUGGAAGUUGUGUCUCAAAGCUACUGCAGCAUACAUGGCCAGAAAGAUUCUGUUACUUAA
Messenger RNA from Darwinula stevensoni, 1264 nucleotides. NCBI's taxonomy places the organism in Eukaryota, Metazoa, Arthropoda, Ostracoda, Podocopida, Darwinulidae. The record is from the annotation of a GenBank genome assembly.